AUGCCCUGCUGGCCAUGGAGGCUGCUGCUGGCCGCGGGCACGCUCUCGGCCCUGCGCGCCGGGCCGCCGGCGCCCGGAGACCCCUGCCUGGACGAGGGCGGCGCCCCCCGCGGCUGCGUGCCGGGCCUGGUGAACGCUGCCCUGGGCAGGGAGGUGCUGGCGUCCAGCACGUGCGGGCGGCCGGCCACGCGGGCCUGCGACGCCUCAGACCCGCGCCUCGCACACCCGGCAGCCCUCCUGACGGCGGCGGGGGGCACCGCGGGGCCACUGUGCUGGCGCUCCGACUCGUUGGCGCGCGCGCCCCUGAAUGUGACCCUGACGGUGUCCCUGGGCAAGGCCUUUGAGCUGGUCUUCGUGAGCCUGCGCUUCUGCUCGCCGCCGCCAGCCUCCAUAGCCCUGCUGAAGUCGCAGGACAAUGGCCGCAGCUGGGCGCCGCUGGGCUUCUUCUCCUCGCGCUGCGUCCUAGACUAUGGCCGCCUGCCGGUCCCCACCACCGGCCCAGCAGGCCCGGGGCCUGAGGCCUUAUGCUUCCCAGCGCCCCAAGCCCAGCCUGAUGGUGGAGGUCUCCUGGCGUUCAGCGUGCAGGACAGCAGCCCCCCAGGCCUGGACCUGGACAACAGCCCGGUGCUUCAAGACUGGGUGACCGCCACCGACAUUCGAGUGGUGUUCACCAGCCCGGCCAUGCUGGCUGAUGCCAGGGACGCAGAAGCUGUGCUCCCAUAUGCCUAUUCGGCCACGGAGCUGCAGGUGGGCGGGCGCUGCAAGUGUAACGGGCACGCCUCGCAGUGCCUGCCAGAUGCCCAGGGCCACCUGCUCUGCGACUGCCAGCAUGGCACCGAGGGCCCAGACUGUAGCCGCUGUAAGCCCUUCUACUUCGACAGGCCCUGGCAGCGGGCCACCGCCAGGGAUGCCCACGCCUGCAUUGCCUGCUCUUGCAACAGCCACGCCCGCCGCUGCCGCUUCAACGUGGAGCUCUACCGCCUGUCAGGACGGCGCAGCGGGGGCGUGUGCCUCAACUGCCGCCACAACACUGCCGGCCGCCACUGCCACUACUGCAGGGAGGGCUUCUACCGCGACCCGGCUCGCGCUCUGAGUGACCGUCGCGCUUGCAGGGCCUGUGACUGCCACCCAGUUGGGGCAGCUGGCAAAACUUGCAACCAGACCACGGGUCAGUGUCCCUGCAAGGAUGGCGUCACUGGCCUCACCUGCAACCGUUGCGCACCCGACUUCCAGCAGAGCAGGUCCCCAGUGGCACCCUGCGUGAAAACCCCGGACCCUGGGCCUGUUGAAGAGAGCAACCCUGUGGACCCUCCGGACUGUGAAGCCCACUGCAGACCCACCCAGGGCAGCUACCGGAUCAGCCUGAAGAAAUUUUGCAGGAAGGACUAUGCGGUGCAGGUGGCGGUGGGCGCGCGCGGCGAGACGCACGGAGAGUGGACGCGCUUUCCGGUGGCUGUGCUAGCGGUCUUCCGGAGCGGCGAGGAGCGCACGCGGCGUGGGAGCAGCGCGCUCUGGAUGAGCCUGCUCCUCGCCUGCGCCUUGCUGAGCAGCGUCCUGUGA
This is a messenger RNA of Echinops telfairi (small Madagascar hedgehog), 1560 nucleotides long. It is a transcript of the gene NTN3, whose product is annotated as netrin 3. Bases 1 to 1560 code for a protein of 519 amino acids. Gene Ontology annotation, molecular function: protein binding. The record is from RefSeq and is a predicted model, not a curated record. NCBI's taxonomy places the organism in Eukaryota, Metazoa, Chordata, Mammalia, Afrosoricida, Tenrecidae. The transcript has 7 exons.